GCCUUGGUUCUCAUGCUAGCUGUUGGGGUCGGAGGUCAGGGUGAGCGUGUAGCGGGCAGCAGGAGGAAGAUGGCGGUGGAGUCGCGCGUUACUCAGGAGGAGAUUAAGAAGGAGCCCGAGAAGCCCAUCGAUCGGGAGAAGACCUGCCCGCUGUUGCUGCGCGUCUUCACCACCAACAACGGCCGCCACCACCGCAUGGACGAGUUCUCCCGCGGAAACGUGCCGUCCAGCGAGCUGCAGAUCUACACCUGGAUGGAUGCAACCUUGAAAGAACUGACUAGUUUAGUAAAAGAAGUCUACCCAGAAGCCAGAAAGAAGGGCACACACUUCAAUUUUGCAAUUGUUUUUACAGAUCUUAAAAGGCCUGGCUAUCGAGUAAAGGAGAUCGGCAGCACCAUGUCUGGGAGAAAAGGGACUGACGACUCCAUGACGCUGCAGUCGCAGAAGUUCCAAAUCGGAGACUAUCUGGACAUAGCGAUCACGCCUCCAAAUCGGGCACCGCCUCCUUCAGGAGGGCGCAUGAGGCCAUACUGAAUUUUAUUUACUAUUUCUUGAAUUUAUUUUCCAUUCAGUUAUGUAAAAUAAACUUUCAUUUUUUCCUCCUCC
Kogia breviceps (pygmy sperm whale) is the source of this 606-nucleotide messenger RNA. It is a transcript of the gene SAP18, whose product is annotated as Sin3A associated protein 18. Gene Ontology annotation, biological process: negative regulation of DNA-templated transcription. NCBI's taxonomy places the organism in Eukaryota, Metazoa, Chordata, Mammalia, Artiodactyla, Physeteridae. Gene Ontology annotation, molecular function: transcription corepressor activity; transcription factor binding. The record is from RefSeq and is a predicted model, not a curated record. Gene Ontology annotation, cellular component: nucleus.